Messenger RNA from Schistosoma spindalis, 759 nucleotides. The record is from the annotation of a GenBank genome assembly. NCBI's taxonomy places the organism in Eukaryota, Metazoa, Platyhelminthes, Trematoda, Strigeidida, Schistosomatidae.
AUGAAUCAAAUUUUAUUAAGAAUUUUGAAGUCUCAUGUUAGCAAACAGUCUUUUUUAGAUCAGCUUAAAGCCUUCAAUGAAAAGCCAAAUAUAUUAGCUGCUGUCGUCUCAUGUGUCGAUUCACGUGUUUUAACAUCAAAACUUUUAUGUUCAAAUGUUGGUGAAUUAUUUAUCGAAAGAAAUCCAGGAAAUUUCAUUUGUUGUGAAAAAUCUUCACUGGAACAUUUUAAUGAAAACUGUGUUACACCUGGAUUUUUAGAGUUGACUUUAAUACGAUGUAGAAUCAACGACAUCAUUAUUUGUGGUCAUUCAGAUUGUCGGGCUAUGAAUUUAUUAAAUAACUUAGGAAAAUGUAAACAUGAAAAAAGUCAUCCAUAUCUUGCUCAUCAUGAGCAUCAACCUAACGAUGUACAAUAUGAAAAUAAUAAAAUGAAAUCAAGUCCUUUAGAAAAGUGGAUAUGGGAAAAUGGAUGUAAAACUUUACAAAAUUUUCAUCUUAAAUCUGAUAUUCUCAGUUUUAAAUCAUCAUCAUUAUCGAUUCAUUCAAAUUGUCCAACACUUGAACUUGAUUUAAAUUUGGCUAAACAUUUAACAGAAGUUGAUUUACUUUCUCAAGCAAAUGUUUUACAACAAAUGAUACAUGUAUAUUCAUAUGAAAUGUUAACAAAUCGAUUAGCAAAAAAUUUAUUACGUAUACAUGGAAUAUGGUUUGAAUUAUACUCAGAAUAUCAUUUUCAAAGAUAUUUAUGGAAAAUCUAG